AUGUCACAGGACAACAAAGUUCUCUACCAAGAUUGUCAACCGACGGAUAGUUUGUCAUUCCACUUGUUUGCAGAGGGAAUGGUAGCACGCAUGGGUGACUACUCCAGGCCUUCUGUGGCCCUCUUGGAUCGCCACAUUCAAGCUCUGGGUCGCUUCUUGGACCGCCAAUUCCAUGAAGCCACUUCUAACAUCCAACGCCAAGACAUUGCUCUGGCAGGGCUAGCUAACCUGGUCCUUUGGCUGGGUUGGCUUUGCUCAGCUGAAUGCUUUGGCCUCAAUUGGGAAGACUGCUCCAUUCUGGAGCCUGAGGAUUAUGGGCAGGCGGACCUCCCAAGGAACUGUGGUAUGGUCACCUUCCGACUUAACCCAGUGACUAAAUCAGAACGCACCCGCACGGCCAAUGUCAUUAUCGCGUACACUGCCUGGUCUGGCCUCUGUACCGGGAAGUGGUUCCGUCGGGCACUAUCGUACCGGGUCCGAUGUACAGGACCCGUUUUCUGCCAUGCCAAUGGCAUUGCAUGGACUUCUUUCUCCUUUCGCAGCACCUACCUUUAUCCGAGUCUCUACAAACAACGCCUGGAAGGUGACCCCCUUCUGCUACCAUUUGAUGGUACCCCUUCAAAUACCAUAGAAAGUCGCUUCUGGUCCCUCCACUGCUACCGCCGCGGUGGCCGCUCCCAUGUCUCCCCAGGAGAGAUUUGCGGUGGUCGCCGUCUCACAAUUGCCUCUGAAACCCAGGUCUACGAACAUAGUCGUUGGCGCCUAAUGGAAACCUCGUGA
Molecule: messenger RNA, 780 nt
Organism: Cylindrotheca closterium
Lineage: Eukaryota; Bacillariophyta; Bacillariophyceae; Bacillariales; Bacillariaceae
Source: the annotation of a GenBank genome assembly